AUGUCGCCUUCGGGCUCAAUGUCUUCCUCUGCGUCCGAGGGCAGAAGUCAUUUCAAUGCAGCAGCCGUUGACGAUGGACACCAGCAGCCCAACUUGGAGACCCUGGUUGGGCAUUUAGUGGCUGCUAAGCGGUCGCUUUCGUCGAUCAACCAUGUAUGGAGAGCUAACGAGAUUGUUACCGCUGCUCGCAGUGCCCUGGAGGAGGGUGUUAUUCUCUCGGCGCGCGCGGGGUUUCUCCAUCGAGAGCUUGAGGUUCAGCUACGCUCAUUGUAUCAAAUCAAAGAUGAGAUAGAACAGCUUGCUCAAUACGGAAGAGAGGACUUCUCCUCCACCCUGAAGGAGCUCGACAAAGUAGAUGAGAAACUGCAGCAGGCGCUAAGCUUAUUACGUGAAACCUCUGUCGAGCCAUCCUUUCUUCCUCCCGGAGAAGAACCCAAAACUCUGCACGAUUUUGUUGACGAAAAUGCGGUCCAGGAUUUGCAGUCAUUGCUGAAAGAUGCAAUUGAUAACACCAACUCCGCCCAAGCAGAUCUGGACGCAUCCAAUAACGCCUUUGACGAAGAACUGGACGCGAUUCAACGAAAGUUGAGUAAAUACAAUGUUCCUAUUAAACCCAUACCUCAUUCGUCCACGCUACCCUCCUCUCCGCCCCAAACGCAAGCCACGCCUUCUCCAGCCGUCAUUCCAGAGCUGCUGCAUUCCCUCGAGUUACAUGCGCAGGAAAUGGCUGACCUGUUGGAGUCCUUGGUCCAUCAUUUUGACCUCUGCGCCACAGCUGUCAAACACACAGAAGGUGGCGGAGCAGCUGCUCUACGAAUCACUGGCGACCUUCCCAGCGGGCUAAAUGUCGGUGUUCGUCUCGGAAACGAUGGGGAAGACAUCGACAAUCCCAACGCUCCGCCAGAGCCAUUGACAGAGUUGGAAUACCAAGGGAUGAUAGGCGUUAUCGUUAAGGAUGCCACCGAGGCUGAAGAUGUUGUCCUCGAAAUCCAAGACCGCAUCGCAGAAAUGGAAACGACUCUUGAUCGGAUCGUCGCUCAACGAGACCUUCUUGCCGAAUCUUGUGCUGCCAUGAUAGAGAAUGUCCACCGGCUAGACAAGUUUUUCAAAAGCAAACUAGCCAGUUACAUUACCCAAUCUCAUGUCUUCACACGAGUCUGGAAAGAGCAGCACGAACGGAUGCAAGCCGGCAUGGCUGAUUUGUCAGAUCUACGAACCAUGUACGUUGGCUUUCUAGAUGCAUAUGACGACCUCAUCCUUGAAGUUGCACGGAGGAAAUCGGUACGGGUUUCGGUUGAGCGAAUCCUCCAUGAUGCAAGAGUGAAAUUAGAUAAACUCUAUGACGACGAUGUGCGCGCUAGGGAGGCCUUUCGAGUAGAGCAAGGCGAUUAUCUACCUUCUGAUAUUUGGCCGGGCCUUAACCGGGCGCCGAUGAGAGUGGAGUUUAACAGAAUUUUUGAUAACAACCCAAACACGGGUGUGAGCGCUUCGAAGGCAGCGCUCGCUCCUAUACCUGGAGUCGACGGAGAAAAUAGUCCUGAAGGGCAGGAAAAACCUUCUGCACAUAUGGAAAGCAGUCAGCCAGAGGAGGAGCCCAUCAACCCGGGUGGCGACAGCGUCCCAGAUCUACCUAAAUACGUUAUUGAAAGGGCGGUUGUUCGAAAGAAGGCUAGGAUUAAAGCAAGCCGUUUGCCCCCAACGGCUCAGCACGUAAAAUGA
Messenger RNA from Uncinocarpus reesii 1704, 1719 nucleotides. RefSeq lists its product as uncharacterized. The transcript has a single exon. Gene Ontology annotation, cellular component: phagophore assembly site; Atg1/ULK1 kinase complex. Lineage: Eukaryota; Fungi; Ascomycota; Eurotiomycetes; Onygenales; Onygenaceae. Bases 1 to 1719 code for a protein of 572 amino acids. Gene Ontology annotation, molecular function: molecular adaptor activity; protein kinase activator activity. The record is from RefSeq and is a predicted model, not a curated record. Gene Ontology annotation, biological process: activation of protein kinase activity; autophagy of mitochondrion; piecemeal microautophagy of the nucleus.